AUGAUUUCAAUAAAAUCGCCGUCUCUGACGCCGGUGCCCUGCGCGCAGGCUCUGCUCGGUGUGGGCUGUUUGGCUUUCGCCCUCCUCGCGUUCAUGCUGGUUCGCCAGCUCGUCAAGCAGAGAAGACCUCCUGGUUUUCCUCCCGGUCCAUCUCCCAUCCCUGUGAUAGGCAACAUUUUUUCUUUAGCCACCGAGCCGCACGUCUUUCUCAAGAAGCAGAGUGAAGUUCAUGGACAGAUUUUCAGCCUUGACCUGGGAGGCAUCUUGACUGUGGUGUUAAAUGGAUACGACUGUGUCAGAGAGUGCCUUUACCAUCAGGGUGAGGUGUUUGCUGAUCGGCCAUCACUACCUUUGUUCAAGAAAAUGACCAAAAUGGGCGGGCUUCUUAAUUGCAAAUAUGGCAAAGGCUGGAACGAACACCGCAAACUGGCAUGCAGCUCUUUUCGUUACUUCGGCAGCGGCCAGAAACUCUUUGAGAAGAAGAUCUCGGAGGAGUGCAUGUUUUUUGUUGAUGCCAUCGAUGAACACAAGGGAAAGCCCUUCAACCCCAAACAUCUUGUGACCAACGCAGUGUCCAACAUCACCAAUCUGAUCAUUUUUGGCCAGCGUUUUACCUACGAUGAUCGCAACUUCCAGCACAUGAUUGAGAUAUUCAGUGAGAAUGUGGAACUAGCAGUGAGUGGCUGGGCCCUCCUCUAUAAUGCCUUCCCUUACAUUGAGUAUGUGCCCUUUGGGAAACACCAGAAGCUCUUCCGCAAUGCUGCUGAGGUUUACAACUUUCUACAGGAGGUUAUAAACGGUUUCUCACAGGGCAGAGUGCCCCAUGCACCACGCCAUUAUGUUGAUGCCUACUUGGAUGAGUUGGAGCAGAAUGCAGGCGUUCAGGGGUCUUCCUUUUCUUAUGAGAAUCUCAUCUAUUCAGUGGGUGAGCUCAUUAUUGCUGGUACAGAGACUACAACUAACACUCUGCGCUGGGCCAUGCUCUACAUGGCUCUGUAUCCCAACAUACAAGAGAGGGUGCACAAGGAGAUCGACAGCGUGCUGUCCAAUGGGAGGGCGCCCACUUUGGAGGACAAACAGAGGAUGCCAUACAUAGAGGCUGUGCUGCAUGAGAUUCUACGCUUCUGCAAUAUUGUACCACUUGGGAUUUUCCGUGCCACGUCCCAAGAUGCAAAAGUCAAUGGGUACACAAUCCCCAAAGGGACCAUGGUGAUCACAAACCUCUACUCGGUGCACUUCGAUGAGAAGUACUGGAACGAUCCUGGUGUUUUCUCACCGGAGAGGUUUCUGGACAGCAGCGGCAAUUUUGUGAGGCGCGAGGCUUUCCUUCCAUUCUCCUUGGGGAGGCGUGGGUGCCUGGGUGAACAGCUGGCUAGAAUGGAGAUGUUCCUCUUUUUCACAACUUUGUUGCAGAGGUUUCAUCUUCAGUUCCCUCCAGGAACUGUCCCAACUGUCACUCCCAAGCUGGGCAUGACCUUACAGCCCAAAACUUACUACAUCUGUGCGAUCCGCAGGCAGCAGAAAGUUCCCUGCUCUGGAUACACUCCUUUUUACAAGUAGUCAGGUGAACAUUUUCAAUGGCUUGUUUAGCCAUUAUGUGUUACACUACUUUGCACAACAAUGCAAUUGCGUGAUAACUUAA
Molecule: messenger RNA, 1642 nt
Organism: Pundamilia nyererei
Lineage: Eukaryota; Metazoa; Chordata; Actinopteri; Cichliformes; Cichlidae
Gene: cyp2r1
Product: cytochrome P450, family 2, subfamily R, polypeptide 1
Exons: 5
Coding region: 1-1560 (519 amino acids)
Biological process (GO): xenobiotic metabolic process
Cellular component (GO): cytoplasm; intracellular membrane-bounded organelle
Molecular function (GO): heme binding; iron ion binding; oxidoreductase activity, acting on paired donors, with incorporation or reduction of molecular oxygen, reduced flavin or flavoprotein as one donor, and incorporation of one atom of oxygen
Source: RefSeq, a predicted model, not a curated record